AUGUUAGCUAUUGCAACAAAAAUCAUUAAGAAAUAUAAACUUACCUCAAAGAUGAAUAUAUCAAAACUUGGUCAAUAUACUUCAGAGUUUCUCGAGAAUUUUACUAAUGAUAGAAAGCAGAAUCAGGCAUGCAGACACCUUCAGGAUAGCUUUAAAUUUAGCAGUAAACAGAGAAGUGGUAAAACUAAAACUAUAAAUCUUACAACUUCUAAUAGAUAUCAAAAUCUUAUUUCAAUCCUGCAAGAAUUAAAGAAAGAAACUAUUGAAGAGAUGGCAUAUCGAUUUUUACAGAACAAGCUUAGUAUUAGGAAUAUAAGAGCUAAAGCUUAUGCCUUAGCCUUAUUAGCAUUAAAUGCUAAUGCUGGUUCUUCUCAGUUAUCACGACUCAGAAAAGAAUUAAGAAAUCUUGGUGCUUCAUCCCAAAUAAGCAAAGCCACAAAAUUCUCUGAUAUUACAAAAGAUGUUAACGAAAUUCAGAAGAAUCAAUGA
Cetraspora pellucida is the source of this 489-nucleotide messenger RNA. The record is from the annotation of a GenBank genome assembly. NCBI's taxonomy places the organism in Eukaryota, Fungi, Glomeromycota, Glomeromycetes, Diversisporales, Gigasporaceae.